UCAAGAAUGACGACGCUGGUGUGGCUUUUUGUGAUACUAAUCAUCUCACAGAGCUACACAGCUAGUCUGACCAGCAUGCUCACUGUCCAAGGGCUUCAACCAAAGGUAGCAGAUAUCGAAACACUAAAGAAUAGCAAUGCAAAGAUUGGGUACUCCACAAAAUCUUUAGUGGUGAACUACUUGGUGGAUGUCUUACAUUUCAACCGCAAUGAUGUCAAGAAUUAUUCAACCACGGAAGGAUAUGCCCAAGCCCUCAGAACUGGAGAAAUUGCAGCAGCUUUUCUUGAAGUCCCUGCGGCCAAGUUAUUCAUGGCCAAAUAUUGCAAGAGCUUCAUCAUGGCAGGACCAACUUUCAGAGUCGGAGGAUAUGGAUUUGCAUUUCCCAAGGGGACUCUUAUGCUUCCUGACAUGGAUGAGGCACUGCUGAAUGUGUCUGAAAGCGGCGUGCUGAGAGAAUUAGAGAACAGCUUGACUGCAGCAGAGAAGUGUGUGGAAGUAGAAUGGGAUAACAAAAAUGUGAGCCUAAGUCCCAGCACCUUUUUGGUACUUUUCAUCCUCACAGGAAGCAUAUCAACAGUUGCUCUAGCCAUUUUUGUCCUUCGCGCCAAAUGGGAAACCGGCAAGAUCAUGUUUAAACACACAACCAUUAGGAUGUUAAUACUGGCUGUAAAGAUCCAGUUGGGGCAUCAGAAGAGUCGAUUCUCGAGAAGAGUUAGUGAUAUUGAGUGCCCUAGAAAUCCCCCAAACACUUGAAACUCAUGGACAGGUCUGGAAAUUCAAGGAAAUAGUUAUUAACCACAUACAUCCAUGUCUUUAUUAAUCUGAUAUGAUAGAUGAGAUUAGAAAUUGUAUGGAUUUUACAAAUAACUCUUCAAGUGAAUGACUUGUGAAAGAGAGGCUCUUAAAAUCUUGCAACUUCUUGUAAAAAUUACUGUAGUCUAAGCAUAAUUAGGUAAAAGAGACACACUGAUUGAACCUUGUAGACCAAGUGAUUAUGUAGCAUAUAU
This is a messenger RNA of Cornus florida, 1007 nucleotides long. RefSeq names its product glutamate receptor 2.6-like. The transcript is spliced from 2 exons. Gene Ontology annotation, cellular component: plasma membrane. NCBI's taxonomy places the organism in Eukaryota, Viridiplantae, Streptophyta, Magnoliopsida, Cornales, Cornaceae. Gene Ontology annotation, molecular function: ligand-gated monoatomic ion channel activity; signaling receptor activity. The coding region runs from base 7 to 753 and encodes 248 amino acids. The record is from RefSeq and is a predicted model, not a curated record.